AUGCUCUUGCAAGAGCGGAGGAACCAGGUCCUCACCUCCUACCUGUGGGUCCGUCAGGCCUGGCUGGACGCCCACCUCGCCUGGGACAAGGACGCUUACGGCGGCAUCGACAGCAUCCGCAUCCCCAGCAGCUACGUCUGGCGGCCGGCCAUCAUCAUCCUCUACAACGACGCCAACGACGGCUUUGGCGGCUCGGUGGAGACCAACGUGGUGCUGCGCUCCGACGGGCACAUCACGUGGGACUCGCCCGCCAUCACCAAGAGCUCCUGCAAGGUGGAUGUCUCCUACUUGCCCUUCGACGGGCAGCGGUGCCGCCUCACCUUCGGCUCCUGGACCUACAAUGGGAACCAGAUCGACCUCCGCAACCGGCUGGACACCGGGGACCUGACGGACUUCGUGGAGAACGUGGAGUGGGAGGCGCUGGGCAUGCCGGCUAAGAUUGCCGAGAUUACUUUGCUUUUGAAUGGGAAGACCCAGAUAACCAUCGGAAACAAUUACGGCGGACGGUAUUGCCCCAAGGCUUUACCGAAUCUCCGAACUUGUUCGGACAAGCCUUAG
Molecule: messenger RNA, 558 nt
Organism: Chroicocephalus ridibundus (black-headed gull)
Lineage: Eukaryota; Metazoa; Chordata; Aves; Charadriiformes; Laridae
Product: neuronal acetylcholine receptor subunit alpha-10-like
Exons: 4
Coding region: 1-558 (185 amino acids)
Biological process (GO): signal transduction; monoatomic ion transmembrane transport; nervous system process
Cellular component (GO): synapse; postsynaptic membrane; plasma membrane
Molecular function (GO): transmembrane signaling receptor activity; acetylcholine-gated monoatomic cation-selective channel activity
Source: RefSeq, a predicted model, not a curated record